AGUGACAUAUUUAUCAUCAAUAGCGCCAUGAUGAGUAUGAGGUGAACAGCGGCGAAUUUGGCUGUGUGAAGAAAAUUCAUAACAUUAGUAGUUUAUGUUUCGUCUUGCCUCAAUCAGAUAGCCAGGCAAAUUAUGGAAAAGCGGUCACCUGGCCGUGACACCAAAGAUAACAUGCACGUAAAGUUUAACAACAAAGAUGACGUGGUGGAGAGGAAGAAGAAGUAUCUGACAGCCAAGUACGGACAGCAUCAGAUGGCUCUCAUUCGGAAGCGACUCGAAGUCGAGACAUGGUUAUUUGACAGUUUACAAUAUCUCUACUCAAGCGAUGGCUCUCAGGAUACGGGAGAUGAAGUUGAUUUAGAUUUGGACAUCAUGCUUGACAUUGAAGAUGAGUCAGAAAGACGCCAUUUUCUAGAGAAACUUCUGGUCGAUGCGAAGCGGCCGCGCCAGGAUGUAAACAAAUUCAUCGUCGACUGCCUAGCGAAGGCAAAGACGUUGUAGGGCUUCACACGAGAGGGCGCCAGCGCUGCGGCUGGUCGACAGCGAGUGCAAUCCGGAUUACAUACUCACAAAGAAUUGCAGUGUCAGACGGUGGGAUAUUUCAGCAGGCACAGUCGCGUGUGUGUUAUCAGUGGGAGUUAUAGUGCAAACCUGUCUAUCAUAAUAUUGAUCUACGUGAGUGCGUUUGCUGUGUCUAUAAGCUCCUGUUAUAAGUGUACACACGCGCGCGCGCCGGUAGAGGAGUCCCUGUCCAUCCUAGCCGCUCGGGACAACCCUCGAGAUCUCAAUCAACACCAAAAA
Molecule: messenger RNA, 801 nt
Organism: Priapulus caudatus
Lineage: Eukaryota; Metazoa; Priapulida; Priapulimorpha; Priapulimorphida; Priapulidae
Exons: 4
Coding region: 133-501 (122 amino acids)
Biological process (GO): regulation of phosphorylation
Cellular component (GO): cytoplasm
Molecular function (GO): protein serine/threonine phosphatase inhibitor activity
Source: RefSeq, a predicted model, not a curated record